AUGGACAGGAAGCAUUAUCUGGAUUGAGCAGAGACGUUCUCUUUCAUCAAUCCCUGGAUUCGAUAUUUUCUCUUCUUUUUCAGCUUCUUAUUUUGGGUUUUCUCCUUGUUUAUUGUUGCAAUUGGCGUAUAUGCUAAAGUCCAGAAAGCCACAGACACUGUGCGGGGCACGUUCCUGAUCGACCCAGCUGUCAUCCUAAUUGUAGUGGGGGUGGUCAUGUUCUUCGUCACUUUCUGUGGAUGUAUUGGAGCCCUCAGAGAAAACCUUCGCCUCCUCAAAACCUUCUCUUUGAGUCUAUCCCUGGUCUUCCUAACCCAGCUGGUCAUAGCAAUUCUGGGCUUCUUCUACUCAGACCAGGCUCGCGACACCUUGGGUAGGUUCGUGAAGAAAGGUAUUGUGCACUACAGGGAUGACCUGGAUCUGCAGAACAUGAUGGAUUACAUUCAGAAAGAGUUCCAGUGUUGUGGAUGGAACAACUACACGGACUGGUCAUGGAACUUGUACUUUAACUGCACCAAAGAAAACCCAAGCUCAGAACGCUGUGCUGUUCCAUCUUCUUGCUGCACUCCUGUUCUUGGAGAGGCAGUAAUCAACACUAUGUGUGGCUUUGGGGUUCAAACCUUGGACCAGCUGGAGGCAAACAAGUCAAUCUUCCCAGUAGGCUGUGCAGACAGAGCCGUGUUAUGGAUGGAGUCCCAUUUGUUCCUGGUGGGAGCUCUUGCACUGGGUUUGGCCUUGCCUCAGAUUGCAGGAAUUGUGCUGUCCCAGAUCCUCAUCUCUCAGAUCCAAGAAGAGAUUACCUCCGUGUCGUGA
Molecule: messenger RNA, 813 nt
Organism: Syngnathus typhle (broad-nosed pipefish)
Lineage: Eukaryota; Metazoa; Chordata; Actinopteri; Syngnathiformes; Syngnathidae
Gene: tspan33b
Product: tetraspanin 33b
Exons: 8
Cellular component (GO): membrane
Source: RefSeq, a predicted model, not a curated record